UCUUCUUUCUCUCUCUAGACUUUUUUGAGUUCAUAACAGCAGAUUUCUUUUAACAGUUCUUACUCAUUAUUUUUCAUUACCAAGAAAUUUUAUAAUAUAGUUUGCAUUAUACAUAUAAUAUGGCUAUUGAGAUUGAGCAAGCUAAUACUGUUGAGCUAUCAAAAAUUGCAGUUUCUAAAACUCAUGGGGAGGAUUCUCCAUAUUUUGCGGGCUGGAAAGCUUAUGAUGAGAAUCCUUACCAUGAAACUGAGAAUCCAUCGGGUGUUAUUCAGAUGGGGUUAGCUGAAAACCAAGUUUCGUUUGAUUUGUUGGAAGAUUACUUGGAAAAACAUUCUGAAGCUUUGAACUGGGGAAAAGGAACACUUAGCUUCAGAGAAAAUGCUUUGUUUCAGGAUUAUCAUGGACUUAAAUCUUUCAGACAGGCAAUGGCUAGUUUCAUGGAGCAAAUUAGAGGAGAAAAAGUGAAAUUUGAUCCUGAAAGAGUGGUUUUAACUGCCGGAGCAACCGCCGCUAAUGAGCUUUUGACAUUUAUUCUUGCUGAUCCUGGCGAUGCUUUGCUUGUUCCAACUCCAUACUAUCCAGGAUUUGAUAGAGAUAUAAGAUGGAGAACUGGAGUAAACAUCGUACCAAUUCACUGCGAAAGCUCGAACAAUUUCCAGGUUACACCUCAAGCCAUGGAAUCUGCAUAUAAAGAAGCAGAAGCCAAGAAUUUGAAAGUUAGAGGAGUACUCAUAACAAAUCCUUCAAACCCAUUAGGUGCCAUAAUCCAAAGAGAAGUUCUCGAAGAGAUUCUUGAUUUCGCGACGCGUAAAAACAUUCAUCUCGUCUCUGAUGAAAUCUACUCAGGUUCGGCCUUUUCAUCAUCUGAGUUCAUAAGCAUUGCAGAAAUUCUUGAAGCAAGAAAAUAUAAAGAUGCCGAACGAGUUCACAUUGUUUAUAGUCUCUCAAAAGAUCUCGGUCUGCCCGGUUUUCGAGUUGGAACAAUUUAUUCUUACAACGACAAAGUUGUUACUACAGCAAGAAGAAUGUCUAGUUUCACUUUGAUUUCUUCUCAGACACAACAUCUCUUAGCUUCCAUGUUGUCUGAUAAAGAAUUUACGAAGAAUUACAUUAAGAUAAACCGCGAAAGACUGCGAAAACGGUAUGAUUUGAUCAUUCAAGGACUGAAAAAAGCUGGGAUUGAGUGUUUGAAAGGAAAUGCUGGAUUGUUUUGCUGGAUGAAUUUGAGUCCGUUCUUGAAAACACAAACAAGAGAAAGUGAAUUGGAUCUUUGGAAAUCGAUUGUUCGUGAUGUUAAGCUGAAUAUUUCUCCAGGUUCUUCUUGCCAUUGCAAUGAACCGGGUUGGUUUAGAGUUUGUUUUGCAAAUAUGAGUGAGCAGACUCUAGAAGUUGCACUGAAGAGGAUCCAUGAUUUUAUGGAGCAAAGAAAAUUAGGAAGAAGCAAUUAAAUCUACUCCUCUAUCUUUUUCGGGUUUAAUUAUUUUGCGAUUACUGAACUAUAAAUCUUUUAUAGAACGGUUACUAUCGUUUUAUUCAUAAUAAAAACGAUAGUAAUUAAACGUUUUGUAAAAAGGUAUAUAGUUCAGUAACGGAAGAAAACUUAACCCGUGUUUCUCUCUCUACAGUGAUUUGGAGAAUUUAUUUUUUUAAUGGCUACUGUGCCAUUUUGAUGAUUCUUUAGAUGACAAGAACCGAAAAUAGGUUUUGUCUGAUCAUACUAUAUAUCAGAUUGAAUUGUGUAAGAUUAUAUUCUUGUUUUCUUGCUUUGCCAAGCAAGUUUCUCAUAAAUUCCAUUUGUCUCAGUAUUGUAAUAUGUUUUGCACAAUAUAAUAAAAUACUAUUAGUUUCAUUAUUUA
This is a messenger RNA of Mercurialis annua (annual mercury), 1856 nucleotides long. Its product is annotated as 1-aminocyclopropane-1-carboxylate synthase 7. The record is from RefSeq and is a predicted model, not a curated record. Gene Ontology annotation, molecular function: pyridoxal phosphate binding; transaminase activity. Lineage: Eukaryota; Viridiplantae; Streptophyta; Magnoliopsida; Malpighiales; Euphorbiaceae. The coding region runs from base 120 to 1448 and encodes 442 amino acids. The transcript has 4 exons. Gene Ontology annotation, biological process: amino acid metabolic process; biosynthetic process.